Molecule: messenger RNA, 831 nt
Organism: Seriola dumerili (greater amberjack)
Lineage: Eukaryota; Metazoa; Chordata; Actinopteri; Carangiformes; Carangidae
Gene: lrrc66
Product: leucine rich repeat containing 66
Exons: 3
Coding region: 100-714 (204 amino acids)
Cellular component (GO): extracellular matrix
Molecular function (GO): protein binding
Source: RefSeq, a predicted model, not a curated record
CUGGAGACAGAAGUUAAUACGCUAAAAGCAUUCUGGGCUUGAAGAGUCACAAGUUUUCCUAUCAGCUUGGAAAAGAGUGGAUACACAGGACAGGGUGUGAUGGCAGGAGCACAGGGGCAGGUCUUGGCUGCUGUGCUGCUCCUCGUCUCCGCUGGGGUCCAUUGCUCCUCUCCCCCACCUGUCUGUCCAGAGUCUUGCACCUGUCAGAGAGCUCCCCUGUUGAACUGUUCGUCCUCUGGCCUCUCAUUGGUGCCGCAGGACAUCCCGGACUCUGUCACUGAGCUGGACCUGUCUCACAAUCUCCUCGAUUCUGCAACACUCCACCGGCCACAUCGUAACCUGAGGAAUGUUUGGCUGGGAAACAACUCGAUCACACACUUGUCUCUCUGCGUAGACAGAAGCAUGGGAAGCCAGUCUGUCAGUGGUGGACAUCUACAUCGCUUGAGACCUUGGAGCAGAAGAAGAUGCGUAUCUUGGGCCCCCACCCUGCAGCUGCUAUCUGUUGAGAGGAAUCAGCUGAUGCAACUCCCAGAGGGGCUGGAAGGUAGUCCGUCUUUAUGGGUUCUGCAGCUCUCCUUCAACAGGAUCUCAACUCUACGACCAGGCGACCUUAGCCACCUUCGACAGCUGAAAGAGCUGCACCUACAACACAACCUCAUCACAAGUCUCCAUCCACAGAUGUUCCAGGAUUUAGCCCAGCUCAGGGUAAUUUAGAUUAUUUUCCUUCAAUCUGUUCAUUUUGUUCCUUCACACUUAUUGAAACUUGAUGAACGACAGAAUAUUCAGUAUUUCCAGCCAUACAGUGAUGCCAAAUUCUGUUUUGAUUGGUAA